AUGCCUCGCAACGACAAACGUAUCCCUCAGGUGGUCAAGAGCCUGGAAAUCGUCGCCGGUAGAUGGCAGGUUAUGAAAGAAUUGGGCAGAGGUGGUUUUGGUGCUGUUUACGAAGUCCUCGACCUAAAAACGCGGCGUUUGGAAGCCAUGAAAAUUGAAAUAAAAUCGCAGCAGUUCAAAACGCUGAAGAUCGAGGUAUAUGCACUGCGAGAUCUGAAUGAGAUCAAAGCCCGCCACGCAUGCAAGAUUUACGGUCAGGGUACGAAGAACGACUACCACUAUAUCGUCAUGACGGCGGUCGGCCCGUCCAUAAACGGUCUGCUGAGUUCAAUGCGCCCAAAGUUCACAAACGGCCGACCGCACUUUACGCUGCGCACCAGUCUGUUCGUGGGUAUUCAGACCCUUGAAGCGUUGGAAGAGCUACACAAGAUCGGGUACGAGUCUUGGAACGUUUCAACUAUUUUAGGUUACUUUUUUCCUCUGUGCGACCUCAAUGCUCAGACCUUAUAUUUGGCAUCGUUUUACAGCUACAUUCAUCGCGACGUAAAGCCACAUAACUUUGCGAUUGGAAGAGCUCCGAACUACCGUGACAUAUAUUUGCUUGAUUUUGGAAUGUGUCGCAAGUAUGUGAAGAAAGGAAAACCGAGAAGACCUCGGCAAAGAGUGGGAUUUCGUGGAACUCUUUACUACGCUUCGGUCGAUGCUCUGCGAGGACGAGAACAAUCUCGUAAAGACGAUGUGUGGUCGUGGGCAUUCAUGCUUGUCCGAGUGGCUACUGGUAGGGUCCUAUGGUACAAGAUAAACCUUCCAAAAAGUUUGCGAACGAUGGUAAGAGCAAGGGCAUACGCUGAAUGCAAAGUGCAAGUGCUGGGUCGUUUGAAUGAAUUUCUGGAAGGUUGCCCUGCGGAGUUCAAGGAAAUCUACGAACACCUGUCGGUACUGACCUACUACGACAAGCCAAACUACGAUAUGUGCUACAAGGCGUUGAAGGAGGUGAUGAAGCGGAUGAAGUACCAGGAAAGGGAGCCGCUUGAUUGGGAAGUGACCGGCGAGCACCACCAGGAGACGGUCUUAGCACCGGUGCACGACAUGAUGCCUCAGAAGCCGAAAGACGAGGUCACCGGAUCCACACCCCCAGAGCCGAACGCCGAAACGCCAGAGAAAAAGCCAGCCAAAUGA
This is a messenger RNA of Soboliphyme baturini, 1179 nucleotides long. The record is from the annotation of a GenBank genome assembly. NCBI's taxonomy places the organism in Eukaryota, Metazoa, Nematoda, Enoplea, Dioctophymatida, Soboliphymatidae.